This is a messenger RNA of Rangifer tarandus platyrhynchus (Svalbard reindeer), 1140 nucleotides long. The record is from the annotation of a GenBank genome assembly. Lineage: Eukaryota; Metazoa; Chordata; Mammalia; Artiodactyla; Cervidae.
AUGCGUGCAGGAAGGUCUGCACUGCUGGCGGAGGCGGCGGCCGGGGGGAAGGAGAGGCGAGCGGAGCAGGAGGCAAAGCUAAAAGAAGCCACAUCUGCUGACUGUACCGAAAACAAGAGGAUUAGGAGCCGGUCCACAGAGCCGGGCCCGCAGCCCCCCACCCCCUCUCUGCACCAGCACACGUCAUUCUCACUGCCCCCGGGUACCUCCCUCUCCUCCUUGCUUGGGGAGAGCUGUGCCAAGGAAAAUGCGGAUUUGGGGAAAGUGAGAAGUGGGAGCGCUCGGAAGAGCGGGAAAGCCAAGUCGGGAGGUGGCGAUUCGCACCCCCACAUUCACACGCGCUUCCGUUUAUCCGUUUCUAUGCUGGGAGAAGGGAGGCGCUUUCGCCGUGCCCACACGCGCGACACCUGCAGUGGGCCGUGCCCUCCGCCUCCUUCACGUAACCCCGGCCGCACGGGUUCCGGGACCGGCAGCUGUCCUACACCCGGCCCCCAGCUCGGCUCCCCGUCCUCCGCCCCGGUGGCCGCCGCCCCGCGACAGGGGUCGCGUUUCCGAGGGCCGCGGCGCGGGCGAGGCCCGGGGCGGGGUGCUUGGGGGUGGGGGGGCCCUAUGGAGGAUGCGGUUGACAUCACUGCGGAGACCGCGCGGCUGUCCCGCGGCUGCAGCGACCGCAGCGCCUUCGCGCCUCCCCCCUCCCCGCAGCCGGAGCCGGCGUCAGGGCAGGACAGCGGCGGGGGUGGGGAGAGGGGUUGUCAUCCGGGGGGAGGGAGUCCCAUCCCCGCCCCCCUGCAGUCAAGAUACACUGAGCUGGUCCUAAAAAAACCACCACCACCACCACCAAAAAAGAAAGAAAAAAAAAAAAAAGAGGAAAAAGCCAAACAUGGAUUGAAGCAAGUGAUGGAAAAGGCAGAAGCUGCCUGGCCAGCCUGCCCGUUUCAGUCCGAUGAGGGCACACCGACUGGAACAAGCUGGUGGAUGGGGGAGAAGACGAAGGGCAAGCCUUUGAGUAGUCAGAUCGCAGAGCGAGUUCCCCCGCCGCGGCUUGGGCGGAAAUUCCGUUCGGCUCGCGUUUUCAAAGUGGUUGCGGCGCCGGGGACUGACUGUACUGCAGUUGAGCGGGGAGGGCGGGGGGAGCGGUGA